GGCUAAUCGAUCUAUUAAAUGCACAUGCACGAUAAAAUUAAUCAGUGAAUCAUAGAUACGCCAUGUGUUUGAAUGCAAUUAGAUAACAUUUCUGGAUCCGCCAGAUGGUCGCAGCUAUCGUUUCGAUACGGAACACCAAGAAGAUGUUGAAUACAAAAUUAAGGACCUCCUUGGAUCAAGGAUCAAAGAAGCAGCCAAGGUAUUUCACAAAUAUUUUCAUCGUCAAAAAUACCUUCUCGAUAAGUUAAAAUCGGUAAAAGUUGUUUUUGGCUCGGCUCCAAAUUCUAUAGUGUUAUUGAACUCAAACAGCCUAACUUACAUAACAACCAAAUCAAAGCACAACGAUAUUUUGAGAAGCUCUAAUCGUUAAUGAAUUCAGUUCUGCAUGGCGAAAACUUCCAGCGGCUGUUUCGAUACUGGGUUUCGCUUUAUUCUUGUUAUGGAUACGUUACCAGCUGUUUUUGCGAUUGGAAACGAUGAACAUCCAAUGGAAGCAAAAUAUGCGGACAAAUUCGAACGAAGUUGAAGGAAUCUACAUUCGGCAGAGAAUCGCUGCUGGUUACUGUCGAAUUCCGGAUUGCGGUCAGAUUAUUUGCUCGUCGAUUCCUGAGCACCUCGAUCCUGGAACCGUAGCGUCCAACUUCAUCGACAGCGUUUUCAAGAUCGACUGCAAGAACGCCGCAAUCAUAAAGCUGUCGUUCAACGACUGCAAAUUUCCCGAGAACAAACUACGAAGGAACUGGCUGCGUACCAACGUGUCGAUAGACGCGCUGACGUUCAGAAGUUGCUCCCUAAGCGAAAUCGAGGACGAUAUUUUCUCCGAAUCCAUUUACAAGAGCACCAAGAGUAUUAUUAUGGUCAGCAACCGGCUCGACUCUCUGCGCAGAUCAACGUUUCGUCAUUUGAAGGCAUUGAGCGACCUCACGAUUCAAAAUAACACCAUCGAGUUAGCCGAAUUCGAUUUACUGGCGGACGUGGCGGAUUCCUUGACCAUUCUGGACCUAUCUGCCGCUAUAAAUAAUCGGGAAACACUGCGAAACAUCACCGGAGGCAGCGUGCCCUUGUCGAAGCUUCAAAUUCUGUCGAUAAGAGAGAACUCUGUGCGUAUAAUCGAUCGUCAGCUGUUUUCAGCCGUGCCGUCGGUGCAGUCGCUCUACCUGGACAACUCGAAAGUCGAGAAAGUUGCGAGAGACACCCUGGAACCGAUGGCCAGCUCCAUACUGCAGGUGUUUCUGAACGGCAACAAUAUUACCACGUUGCCGGAGGGUCUCUUCGACCGCGUAAUCAAUUCCAAAAGAUCGUUUCGUAUGACAGCGAAAGAUAAUCCAUGGCACUGCAACUGCAGCUUGAAAUGGAUGCUGGAUCACGUCGGACACGAGUCCAGCAUAAUGGUCGGCAUCCCGACAUGCAAGACGCCGGAGAUAAACGCUGGCAAAUCGUUCACGAAAGCGAACUUUUGUUAUCAAUCAAACUCUACUAGUCCCGCCGUCACGAGCGGGUCCACGGAAUCAACCAAGCACGACUGGAGUCCGACCACGACUCGGCCCACUGAGCCAGCCAACAUUAAUCUAACCUGCAAUGCUACCUUCCUGUACACAGGUUCACGGAAACUGAUGUCGAGCGAUUUCCUCCAGAUUCCUGCACGGUUUCCUCGUUUCUACGUUUACAGGAACCUGGAUGGGGGUAUCGUGGCGAACCUCCCGAAUCUUGAUGAAGGUGUCACGUUGCUGUGGUUCGACAACCACGACGUCGAAGGCUCGCUGAGCUGCGCGAGGAACGUGAAGCAGUCUUAUCUCAUACAGAGUAUCGAUCCGUGGGCCACGUACACGAUCUGUUUGCUAGUCGGUAAUACCACAUCCCCAUUGAACUGCUUGGCCGCGAGUCCAGUAGGCGAAUCUGUAGCCUGGUUGAAGAACACGGACAAGGGCUGGGUUUAUGGAAUCUUGGUCCUUUUGCUGAUUUUGUUAUUUCUUGUGGGAGCCGUCGCCGCGUUUCUGAUGGUCAGAAGACACCCGACUCUUCUUCGAGGCAGCAAACGGGUGAUGCUGGUGAAACACAGGAACUUGGAUGUUAUUGUUCUUCCCAAAGGAGUUGAUAUGAGCGAAGAGAAGUCGAGUGUGGAUCAAAAGUCUCAGGAGGAUGGGUACAUUACACCACUGCCUCCGGUGCCGGUUCCAGGUCCUAGGAGAUCCAGGGUGUCCAGAAUCAGCGUGCAGAGCGAUGUUCACAGUUACGUGUCGCAGAUCGAACCGACCGACACGCAACUGGAUUCUUGGAGACUGACGCGUUUGAACAGCGAAAUAGAGAAACGGAAAUGUCCGCCAUUGCCACCGCAUAGAAAGAACGCUGUGUCGUCUUUGUCUUCGACGGCGGAACCGAAUGAAGCGUAUUAUUUGUCCACUAUUUAA
Messenger RNA from Megachile rotundata (alfalfa leafcutting bee), 2408 nucleotides. RefSeq names its product leucine-rich repeat transmembrane protein FLRT1. NCBI's taxonomy places the organism in Eukaryota, Metazoa, Arthropoda, Insecta, Hymenoptera, Megachilidae. The record is from RefSeq and is a predicted model, not a curated record.